Molecule: messenger RNA, 1350 nt
Organism: Fraxinus pennsylvanica
Lineage: Eukaryota; Viridiplantae; Streptophyta; Magnoliopsida; Lamiales; Oleaceae
Source: the annotation of a GenBank genome assembly
AUGUGGAGAAACUCGCUGAGUUUUUCAUCCAAACUUGCCCACUCCAAUUCCAGUUAUUAUCUCCCCUUCUUGCUCCGCACUUCCCCGAAACCUUCCAAUCAUGGCCUUCUUGGCCGAUCUAAUUCCACAAGCCCACAGUCCACGUCGGCAGCCGAUCCGGUGAAGUGGUCCGAUGCCGGUCCUGGGAUCGUAAAUUUUGGGGCUCAUGCCGCGUCAACCAGCGCCGCUGACUUAUCGUCGUUAGCGGCUUCGUCGGUGUGGAAGGCUAAGGAUGUGGCGUACUUGGCCAAGCAUUAUGGUCGCUGUUAUUGGGAGCUCUCAAAAGCUCGUCUGAGUAUGCUAGUUGUUGCUACUUCCGGCACUGGAUAUGUCCUUGGUAGUGGCAUUUCCAUUGAUUACCUUGGCCUUUGCUGUACCUGUGCUGGCACGAUGAUGGUUGCAGCUUCUGCCAACUCCUUAAAUCAGGUUUUUGAGGUAAAUAAUGAUGCCAAGAUGAAACGAACCAGAUAUAGACCACUGCCAUCAGGACGUCUUACUGUACCUCAUGCAAUCACCUGGGCAUCUUCUGUAGGUGUAGCUGGCACUGCUUUGUUGGCUUGCGAGGCUAAUAUGCUGGCAGCUGGCCUUGCAGCUUCAAACCUUUUUCUUUAUGCAUUUGUAUACACUCCACUAAAGCAGAUACAUCCAGUAAAUACUUGGGUUGGGGCUAUUGUUGGAGCCAUUCCACCUCUUCUUGGGUGGGCUGCUGCUUCUGGUCAGAUUUCACUUAAUGCAAUGAUUCUCCCAGCUGCUCUAUAUUUUUGGCAAUUACCUCAUUUUAUGGCCCUAGCAUACUUGUGCCGCAGAGAUUAUGCAGAUGGAGGGUUCAGGAUGUUUUCUCUUGCCGAUGCUUCAGGUCAGAGGACAGCUUUGGUCGCUUUGAGGAACUGCCUAUAUCUACUUCCCUUAGGUUACCUUGCGUAUGAUUGGGGUAUAACGUCUGGGUGGUUCUGCAUUGAGUCGACACUACUUGGUAUUGCGAUUAGUUGUACUGCAGCAUCCUUCUACAGGAACCGGACGGCAAAAACAGCCAGGAGAAUGUUCCAUGCUAGCCUUCUUUAUCUUCCGGUAUUUAUGUCUGGCCUUCUAGUUCAUCGUCUAUCUGACAGUGAACAGUCCAUGCUAGUGGAGAAGUCGCAUAAGUAUGUUGAACUUCUUCCUUCCGUGGAGAGUGAUGUAGAUGACUCGGAAGACAUUCCUCAGAGAAAAUAUAAACGUGAUAUGGUCGGUUCUCAAGCUCGACCACCUGUAGCAUAUGCAUCAGUAGCGCCAUUUCCUUUCUUGCCUGCUCCUGCAUAUGUUAGUAGCUAA